AUGAAAUUUAAAAUCAACGGGACGGAGUAUGUAGUGGAUGGCACCAAGGCUGGUCCUGAUGUAUCCUUGAACGAGUUCAUACGAUCAGUGGUAGGGUUGCGUGGUACAAAGGCAAUGUGCCACGAAGGAGGGUGUGGCGCCUGCAUCGUCGCCGUACGCGCAGCCCUACCCCCCACCAACGAGGUCAAGACUUUUGCUGUAAAUUCUUGUCUCGUGGCAAUAUUAUCAUGCCAUGGUUGGGAGAUAACCACUGUCGAAGGUAUUGGAAAUAGGAUCAAGGGUUACCAUGAUAUACAAAGCAGACUGGCCAACUUCAAUGGCACCCAGUGUGGCUACUGUUCUCCUGGAUGGGUCAUGAAUAUGUACAGUUUAUACGAAUCGAAGAACAAAGUACUAACUGCAGUGGAAAUUGAGAACUCCUUCGCCGGUAACAUGUGCAGAUGUACAGGAUACAGGCCCAUAGCAGAUGCUUUCAAAUCAUUCGCCACAGACGCUGACCUAUCACUUCUAAACAAACUCUGUGAUCUUGAAGAACUGGAUAUUGUCAAACGAUGUGGUCUAGAAUGUGCUAAAAAAUGUAGUCACAGAGACAAGUGUUUUAAACCCAGAGGAAGUGGUAAUAAUAGCAAUGAACCUGAUGAACUGGAUGAUCAAGAUAAAGAAUUCGUUCACGUAGACGACGAUAAAAUGAUGGUCGUUGAUACAGUCAAACAUAGAUGGUACAAAGCUUUCCAUUUGGCUGAUGUUUUUGAAAUCAUAAAAUAUGGAUACUAUAUCUAUGUUGCUGGGAACACUGGUCAAGGUGUUUACCACGUGACAGAGUAUCCAAAGGUUAUCAUAGAUAUAUUUAGUGUCGUUGAACUCAAAGGGCACGUAAUUGAUGUAAACCUUAUAAUUGGAGCUGGUAUGACACUCACAGACAUGAUGGAACUUUUCCUAAGUCUUUCAAAAUCUAGGGAAGAAUUUUCUUAUUUGAAACAAUUUUAUGAUCAUAUGGAUUUAGUUGCUCAUGUGCCUGUGAGGAAUAUCGGAACAAUUGGUGGCAACCUAGCAAUGAAGCAUUCUAACAACGAAUUCCAAUCGGAUCUGUUCCUUCUAUUUGAGACUGUUGAAGCUAUGGUCACUGUUGCGGAAAGUCUUACAAAAGAAGUGAGCAUGAAAUUACCAGACUUCCUGAAAAUAUCUUUGGAUUUCAAAAUUAUUAAGAACAUAAUGCUGCCACCCCUCUCACAGUGCUGUGCGGUAAAAACAUACAAGAUCAUGCCUCGCUCCCAAAACGCACAUGCCGUUGUCAACGCAGGAUUCAUGUUCAGAUUCAAACAAAAUUCGAACAUAAUUGAAAAGGUUUCCAUAGUGUAUGGCAGUAUUUCACCAACUUUCAUACAUGCUACAAAAACUGAAGAAGUAUUGGUCGAUAAAGAUCCUUACACUGAUGAAACUCUACAAUUAGCUCUAAAAACUCUGCAUGAUGAGAUUAACCCUGUUGAAGCACCUCCUGAACCUUCAGCAGCUUACAGAAAGAUGUUGGCUGUGUCUUUGUAUUAUAAAGCAAUACUCAGUCUUUGUCCCAGCAACAAGAUGAAUGCCAAUUACAAAUCAGGAGGAGAAGCAAUAAAACGGGGCAAAUCAAAAGGAACACAGUACUAUGAAACUGACAAAAGUGUUUGGCCACUGAAUCAACCUAUACCAAAAAUAGAAGCAUUAGUUCAGUGCAGCGGCGAGGCAGUAUUUGCUAACGAUUUACCAAGUGAAUAUGAUGAAGUGUAUGCUGCUUUUGUUACUGCUGAUGCCGUUCCUGGCAGUAUCAUCAAAGAUUUCGAUACAUCGGAAGCUUUUAAAUUGGAAGGUGUGAUUGCCUUGUACACAGCAAAAGAUAUUCCAGGAGAUAACACCUUUACUCCCAGCAAUAUACCUUUCAUAGCAGUUCAGGAAGAAAUUCUAUGUUCCAAAGAGGUAAAAUUCUAUGGACAACCAGCAGCUAUCAUAGUAGCUAAUAGAGAGAAAACAGCAAACCAAGCAGCUAAACUUGUCAAAAUUGAGUACUCAACUGUAAGCAAGAACAGACCUCUUCUAACAAUGGAUGAAGUUAUAAAAUCUCCGGAAAGGAGCAAAAGAGUUAGAUCAGAUCAAAAUAUAGAACCUUCUGAUAUUGGCAAAGAUGUUAAAACUGUUAUCAAUGGUGAAUUAGAUAUGGGUGAACAAUACCAUUAUUACAUGGAAACACAGACUUGUGUAACCAGGCCUACUGAGGGAGGGAUGGAAGUGUUUGCGGCAACGCAGUGGUUAGAUUUGACUAACGUUGCUGUAGCUCAGGCUCUGAAAGUGCCUGCUAAUAGUAUAAACGUCAUAGUUCGCCGAGUGGGAGGUGGUUACGGCGGAAAAAUAUCUCGGUCCACCCAGGUGGCAUGCUCAGCGGCCCUUGUCACACAUUUAACGAAUAAAACCUGCAGAAUGAUUCUGCCAUUACAGACAAACAUGGGAUCUAUCGGCAAACGAAUUGGUACUAAAUGUAAUUUUGAGAUUGGCGUCAACGCUGAAGGAGAAAUUCAGUAUCUGAAGAACACUUUCUACCAAGAUGGAGGAAGUUCUUACAACGAGGUGAUAACACCUAUUACCAUUCAUCAUUUCUACAAUUGCUACGAUCCUAAGAGAUGGGGUAUUUCUUCCUUUAGUGUGUUGACAGACAAACCUUCCAACACUUGGUGUAGAGCCCCAUUUUCAGCUGAAGGCGUUGCGAUGAUAGAAUACAUGAUGGAAAGAAUAGCAUUUAGUCUAAAACUCGAUCCCAUAGAAGUGAGACUUCUAAACAUGAAGAAAGAAAACAAUCCCAUCCCAGAAAUGAUAAACCAAUUGAAAAUAGACUCUGAAUUCGACGACAGAAAGAAAAAAGUCGAAGAAUUUAAUAAGAGCAAUCGAUGGAGGAAACGUGGUAUUAAAAUGGUACCGUUGACAGUUGGUAUAAUUUACACAGGAUUAUUUAAUGCUAUUGUGUCAGUCUACCAUGCUGAUGGAUCUGUGGUGAUAAUCCACGGAGGAAUAGAAAUGGGGCAAGGACUAAACACUAAAGCAGCUCAAGUUUGUGCUUACGCUCUUGGUAUACCGUUGGACAAAAUUAGCGUUAAGCCUAGCAAUAGUUUUACUUCUCCAAAUGCUAUGGUUACUGGAGGCAGUGUCGGUAGUGAAUGUGUGGUCUUCGCUACUAAGAAAGCGUGUGAUAUAAUAAAUGAAAGACUUAAACCUAUAAGAGAAAAGCUCGAAAAUCCCAGCUGGGAAGUACUAGUAGAAGCUGCAUUCGAGGCCGGGGUUGAUCUCCAAGCUACUGGUGCAUUUAAUCUUACCGAGGGUGAUGGGAAACCUUAUGAUGUAUACGCUGUUGGCAUUCUGGAAGUUGAAGUGGAUAUCUUGACUGGCAACCAUGAUAUUAUACGUGUUGAUAUUGUGGAGGACACUGGAAGGAGUUUGAGUCCUGAAAUUGAUGUCGCUCAGAUCGAAGGAGCUUUCGUGAUGGCUCUAGGAUACUGGACAUCAGAGAAGCUGGUCUAUGACGAAGCCACUGGCAAGUUACUCACAGACAGAACCUGGACCUACAAGAUACCUGGCAUAAAGGACAUACCAGCAGAUAUGAGGAUCUACUUCCGCCGUAACUCCAAUAAUGAGUUCGGUGUGCUGCAGUCUAAAGCAACCGGCGAGCCAGCAUUCUGUCUAGGAGUCGUGUUCCUCCUUGCUAUUCAGGAGGCACUUCAAUCAGCUCAUCAGGAUGCCGGCCAUGAACCAGGGUGGAUAGAUAUAGGCACUCCAUACAACGUGGAAAAUAUUUUCAUGGCGGUCAACCAUAAGAUAGAAGAUUUCAAACUAACUUGA
Spodoptera littoralis (African cotton leafworm) is the source of this 3861-nucleotide messenger RNA. NCBI's taxonomy places the organism in Eukaryota, Metazoa, Arthropoda, Insecta, Lepidoptera, Noctuidae. The record is from the annotation of a GenBank genome assembly.